Molecule: messenger RNA, 4873 nt
Organism: Oncorhynchus gorbuscha (pink salmon)
Lineage: Eukaryota; Metazoa; Chordata; Actinopteri; Salmoniformes; Salmonidae
Gene: slc8a3
Product: solute carrier family 8 member 3
Exons: 9
Coding region: 643-3489 (948 amino acids)
Biological process (GO): cell communication; calcium ion import across plasma membrane; sodium ion transmembrane transport
Cellular component (GO): sarcolemma; axon; postsynapse
Molecular function (GO): calcium:sodium antiporter activity
Source: RefSeq, a predicted model, not a curated record
GGAGCCGCAUCUAUACCGAGACCAUCAGAAUACAUUGUCUGCGCUAACGCAGAGGAGAUGGGCAGGAGAGGCGGCGAGCACUGCUGUCGGCUUGCGGGAGAAGAGAAGAGCCGUUUGGGUUUGCAUGGAUUUGGAUUCUAAGGUCCCCUUCCAUCGGUUCAGACCUCAGAAUGACGUCUUCUUCGCCGCUGACAGCUUGACGGUUGGUCUAUCUAUCUACCUGGCGGAACGGGCUAACGGCAAAAAAAGGACGGGAGGAAAAGAAGAGCGAGCCAUCACUUCACCGGUUUGAUCGAUCGGUCGGAAGCAGAACGGGCUUGGGGACCAGUUUGAGUGUGCGUGAGGAAACCGAUAUCGCCUCUGGGGCAUUCUUUCAACGGCAGGAGGCUAGGAGGCUACAGCACGUUUGACUGAGGAGGAGGAGGUGCCGAUACAAACAAAAUAAACCUUUAAAGCUGACCAAAUAUAUACCUCGGUGUCAAAAAAAGGGGGUCGAUAGGAAAAGAGGCAUUACGCAGUGUCGACCAAAACACUUCAGGAUACAAGUACAGGUGUUGUGAGGUACCAGCCACAGCCCAGUGCUGGAUCCCAGAGGGCCAUUCAGUGUGGUAAGGACCCUAACCCCAGGACCCCCGAGGGUGGAUGGAUCGCUUCAGGCCGAGGCUGACGAGGCCGGGGCCGGAGAUCAGGACGGGGUCGUCCUCCUCCUCCUACCAAGCCUGCCUCUGGUUGGGCCUGCUCUCCGUGGCCGCAGCCUUCAAGUGCGCAGAGGGCACCCGCACCACCCCCAGCCCCGCCACCACAGACUCCCACAAUGCCACCUGCUCCGAGGGCACAUCCAGGUGCAAGCCAGGAAUCGUCCUGCCCAUCUGGUACCCUGAGGACCCCUCCAUGGGGGAUAAGAUGGCCCGAGUCAUCGUCUACUUUGUAGCUAUGAUCUACAUGUUCCUGGGAGUGUCCAUCAUAGCAGACCGCUUCAUGGCGGCCAUCGAGGUCAUCACCUCCCAGGAGAAGGAGAUUAUUAUUAAGAGAGCCAACGGAGAGACCACCACCGCUACCAUCAGAAUCUGGAACGAGACGGUCUCCAACCUGACGCUCAUGGCCCUGGGUUCUAGUACCCCCGAGAUCCUGCUGUCUGUCAUCGAAGUCUGCGGACACGACUUCGUAGCUGGCGAGCUGGGGCCGUCUACGAUCGUCGGCAGCGCUGCCUUCAACAUGUUCGUGAUCAUCGGCCUGUGUGUGUCUGUGAUCCCCGAGGGAGAGACGAGGAAGGUGAAACAUCUCAGAGUGUUCUUUGUGACGGCGGCGUGGAGUAUCUUCGCCUACAUCUGGCUCUACAUGAUCCUGGCGGUGUUCAGUCCCAACGUGGUCCAGAUAUGGGAGGGGCUACUAACCCUGGCCUUCUUCCCCAUCUGUGUCAUCCUGGCCUGGGUAGCCGACCGACGACUCCUCUUCUACAAGUUCAUGCACAAGAAGUACCGCGCUGACAACCACCGCGGCGUCAUCAUCGAGACCGAGCACGAGCGUUCCAAGAGCAUCGAGAUGAUGGACGGCGGCGGCAAGAUGGUCAACUCACACUUCGCCCAUGACGGAGGCGCCGCCAAUAACCUCAUCAGCCUGAUCGAGGGGAAAGAAGUGGACGAGUCUCGGCGGGAUAUGAUCCGGAUCCUGAAGGACCUGAAGCAGAAACACCCAGAGAAAGAGAUGGACCAGCUGGUAGAGAUGGCUAACUACUACGCCUUGUCCCACCAGCAGAAGAGCCGAGCCUUCUACCGCAUCCAGGCCACGCGCAUGAUGACGGGCGCCGGGAACAUCCUGAAGAAGCACGUGGUGGAGCAGACCAAGAGGAGCGCCAGCGUACAGGAAGUGUGCGUGGUGGGGGAGGACGUCGAGGAGUACGUGUCACGGAUCGCCUUCGAACCCGCCGUGUACCAGUGCCUGGAGAACUGUGGCGCCGCCCUGCUGGCCAUCUUCAGGAAGGGCGGCGACAUGGCCAAUACCAUUUACGUGGAUUACAAGACGGAGGACGGCUCAGCCAACGCCGGCGCAGACUACGAGUUCACCGAGGGAACCGUGGUGUUCAAGCCCGGCGAGAUUGUCAAGGAGAUCAGCAUCGGAAUCAUCGACGACGACAUCUUUGAGGAGGAUGAGCACUUCUUUGUGCGUCUCAGCAACGUGCGUGUCCUGGAGUCAGACGAGGACGAGACACUACUGUCCCCCAACUCUCUCCCGUACCCUAAGGCCCUGCUGGGGUUCCCGUCCGUCGCCACAGUUACCAUCCUGGACGACGACCACGCCGGGAUAUUCACCUUCGAGAGCGACACGUGUCAGGUGAGCGAGAGCGUGGGCGUGAUGGAGGUGAAGGUGCUGAGGACUUCGGGGGCGAGGGGGACAGUCAUCGUUCCCUAUCGUACCAUGGAGGGGAUCGCCAAGGGAGGAGGGGAGGACUUUGAGGACACCUACGGAGAACUGGAGUUCAGGAACGACGAGACCUGCAAAACAUUUCAUGUGAAAGUGAUAGACGAUGAGGAGUAUGAGAAAAACAAGAACUUCUUCCUGGAGCUGGCCGAGCCUCGCAUGGUAGACAUGAGCCUGCAGAAAGCACUGUUACUGGCUGAAGAUGUCCCUAAGUUCUCGUCAGAGGAAGUGGAAGCUAAGCGGAUCGCAGAGAUGGGGAAGCCAGUGCUGGGGGAACACUCCAAACUGGAGGUCAUCAUCGAGGAGUCCUACGAGUUCAAGAACACAGUCGACAAGCUGAUCAAGAAGACGAACCUGGCUCUGGUGGUGGGCACCAACUCCUGGAGACAACAGUUCAUGGAGGCUAUCACAGUCAGUGCAGGAGACGAGGAUGAGGAAGACUCUGGUGAAGAGCGUCUCCCGUCAUGUUUCGACUACGUCAUGCACUUCCUCACCGUCUUCUGGAAGGUGCUGUUCGCCUGUGUUCCUCCCACGGACUACCUGAACGGCUGGGCCUGCUUCUUCAUUUCCAUCAUCAUCAUCGGCAUGCUGACCGCAGUGAUCGGCGAUCUGGCCUCUCACUUUGGCUGCACCAUCGGGCUGAAGGACUCUGUUACUGCCGUGGUGUUUGUGGCGCUGGGUACAUCCGUCCCUGACACAUUUGCCAGUAAGGUAGCGGCGGUGCAGGACACAUAUGCAGACGCCUCCAUCGGUAACGUGACGGGCAGUAACGCGGUCAACGUGUUCCUGGGCAUCGGGGUGGCGUGGUCGAUAGCCGCCAUCUACUGGCACAUGCAAGGCAAGCAGUUUGUGGUGGAGGCCGGCUCGCUGGCCUUCUCCGUCACCCUCUACACCAUCUUCGCCUUCCUGGGGGUCUCCGUGCUGCUGUACCGCCGCCGGGCCCACAUCGGGGGGGAGCUGGGCGGGCCGCGCGGCCACAGACUGGCCACCUCAGCCUUCUUCUUCAGUCUCUGGUUCCUCUACAUCCUCUUCUCCAGCAUGGAGGCCUACUGUCAUAUAGAGGGCUUCUAGAACACUUCUGAAACACUUCUGGAACACUUCUAGAACCCUUCUGAAAGGCUUCUGGAGCAUUCUAGAGCCUCCUUUCAGGCUCCUUCCAGGAAGUUCAAAGUAGAACUUUAAGAAGUAAAAGUGGGAAUGAUGUGGAAUGAUGGUUUGUCGGUAUAACGGGAUGAGAAGAGGAGAAGAAUAGGAAGUGAAGGGGAUUUGUGGUGGUAAUAACCCCCUCUCCUCCACCCUCCCUCAACCCCCCUCUAAGGACCCCCAGAUGUGGUCAGUCUAUCUAUCUUUGUUAAGGCAUUGAGAGCAGCCUGUUACCCAUGUAGGAGUGCUUCCAGCUGGGAUUGGGGAACCGUCAUACUGGGGUGAGAGCACCAGGAGUAGGUCUCAUCUGGUCUGGUUUGUAUUCCACUAGAAGAGACAUCAUCUGGUCUGGUUUGUAUUCCACUAGAAGAGACAUCAACUGGUCUGGUUUGUAUUCCACUAGAAGAGACAUCAACUGGUCUGGUUUGUAUUCCACUAGAAGAGACAUCAACUGGUCUGGUUUGUAUUCCACUAGAAGAGACAUCAACUGGUCUGGUUUGUAUUCCACUAGAAGAGACAUCAUCUGGUCUGGUUUGUAUUCCACUAGAAGAGACAUCAUCUGGUCUUAAAACUGGAGAGAUCUGAGCUACCAUCAGAAGUCUAUAUGUUUCUCAAACACCUUGAUGAGAACAACUCUUUUUUUUUUACAACAAACAAAAAUGACACAAAAAAAAAAGACAAAUCAUAGAUGCUAUUUUCUGAUCUUACAUUGUGGAGAACAAAAAAAGAUGAUAUCGUUUAAUGGAUAUUAUGUUGUUGAUGAUGAGUGACAAUUGAAUGGACUCAUAGUAUUUAGUUUCUUAUUUUUAAGGAACGAAUAAAGCGGCAGAUUUCUCAGAGGAGGAACAACGGGGGAAAACGAAGUAGCAAAACGAAGUAACGACAGAUCGAAAACGAAGUAACAAAACGAAGUAACGACAGAUCGAAAACGAAGUAACAAAACGAAGUAACGACAGAUCAACGAUCAAACUAAAGACGGAAGGAAAAGAACAAGAAGGAAAACAAGGAUUAUUAAACUGCCUUGAACAUUACUUCAUUACUCUCUCUCUAUAUAUAUAUAUAAUAUAGAGACAUAUUUUCUGUAUAUUUUGAAUAUUUGUUUUCAAUGUUGUCACAUUUUGCUUCUUCAGUCCUACAGAGGACCGCUGUGGUUUGGUUUGGUUUGAGGGGGUCGUAUCCUGGGAAAAGGAUACCUAUGUCUCAAAUGGCACCCUGCAGAGAGAAAUACUUUUCCCCAGGGCUCAUAUAGCUCUGGUGCACUACGUAGGGAAUAGGGCUCUGGUCAACGGUAGUGCACUACGUAGGGAAUAGG